AUGCAAGACGUCACAGCGACCCCAGACGGCUCCAGUGCCGUCGUUCAUGUGUCUGACGUUGGGCAAGUAGCUGUGCCGUGGAAUUCGCAGUCCACUGCUGGUGUCUUGGCCGCCAGGACAGCGACAAAACUGCUGAGUUUCUUGUUUAGCUUGGGUUCGUUUCUCGGCGUCUGGCCCGCUGCAGGUGACAUCAUAGCAGCAGUGAAGUCGCGCCUGGCCGAAGAGCCAUGGCACGGCAACGUCGUCGUGUCUCGUGGGCCCGAACGUUUGGAGAGCAGCGAGGUAGCGAGCAAGGAUGGGCUCCUCGUCAAUUUAUGCCAGGGUCAUCCCAGAAGAGGAGUGCCUCUCGAAAUUGCCACCGAGAUUCUUGGCCGGCAUUGGAUGGUAGUGCAAUCGGAAGCACGGUCGACUGGUCGACUGGUCUGGCUCAGGCGCAGUGGCAUCACCAUCUCACAGAUUCAGGCCCUCCUUCUCUUCGCGCAGAGCAUGAUCGCCUUCUGGACCGGCACGUUCGGGGAGGAGCGUGGCAGGGCCUUGUCCUACGAGACCUUUAACCUGUACCAUGCCGACCAGUGGAUUCUGAGGCCGGCAACGGCUGGUCGCCGUGGGCCAGGAUGCAGUUAUGUGGAGCUUGUGGCGGACACGAAGGAGGACCAGCACCCCGAGUGGUUUGUGUCCCACGCUUGGCUGGAACCCAUUAGGCUUUUCCUGCUCUGCCUGUGCCGACACGCCGCGGUCCGCGGCCUGCGCCGGACUGCGGCGUACUGGGUCUGUGCCUACGCAAACAAUCAACACGAGCUAGAGCUGGCCAUGUCUCCCAACCCACGGAAAACCUCCUUCUACAAGGCCAUGCAGCUGUGCCAGGGAGUUCUGCUCGUCUUGGAUGCAAAGGCCACCCCUUUUCGGAGAAUUUGGUGCUGCUUCGAAGAAAGUAUUGCUGUGGAGGAACGGCAUUCUGCCGCGUUGCUGCUGGAUGUGGCGGCCACCGACGAUAGGCAUCAUGCCCACGUCAUUACGGACGGACCGGCAGGUGUGGAGCGCUCCGUCCUUCCACUGAUAGGCCUAGUGACCAAGGCCCGUCGGGAGGAAUCAUUCCCAGGCCACUUGCUCCGGCGCGGCAUGGAAGUCCACAUCCAAACCGCCGAAUGUUUCAAAGACGUCGACAAGACUCGGAUUCUGAAUAGCAUAGCCUACUCACGUGCCAACACCGGAGCUUUGGACGACAGCUUCCCCGAAGAGCAUGCAAACUAUGACUUGGUCAACCGCGCGUUGGCAUCGCAUUUCAGCAUUGCAAGCAUGUACGGCUGCUACACCCGCCAGGCAGACGUUGCGCCACUCCUACGGGCCUUGCAACAAGAUCAAAGCAGGCAUACCAUGCAGCUGUCGCUGACUGGCUGCCUCAAUUUUCGAGAUGCUGAGUUGCGAAGCCUCCUGGAGCACCUGCCAGCUGAACUGCAGACUUUGCGCCUGGACCUGUGCUUCACUGGCAUCACGGCCUGGACACAAGAGUUCGAAGUCGCUGCCGUCAGCUUACGACACCUCCAGCUUCGCAUUACAGGUGCAGCCAGUCGCCUCUCAGGCAUGAACAACCUACUGCAUCCAUCACUGCAGCACCUCGAGCUGUGGUUGGCCAAUCUACCUAGCCUGGUGCAGAUGGAGCUGAAAGCGUUGGACCAGCUGCGCCAAGUCCAAGAGCUGGUGAUGCUGGUGGAUGGGUGCCCAAAACUGCCGCCCACAUCAAAGCAAGCCCUGCGCCCAAUCAGCAUUUUGAUAUGUGGUUCUAGCAAUCUAGAGCCAGGCUUCCGGGAUGCGUGGCCACGUGCUACAGAUGCACCCCCCCCCCCCCAACUCGAGGUGCCUCGCUGUCCAGUACGUGCGACGCCAGAACAAGGGCUUACAUGUGUGGCUUCACGUCGAGGCAGGCUUGAAGUCGGCCUUGUAGUUUAA
Molecule: messenger RNA, 1947 nt
Organism: Symbiodinium necroappetens
Lineage: Eukaryota; Dinophyceae; Suessiales; Symbiodiniaceae
Source: the annotation of a GenBank genome assembly